Molecule: messenger RNA, 2239 nt
Organism: Anopheles coustani
Lineage: Eukaryota; Metazoa; Arthropoda; Insecta; Diptera; Culicidae
Product: zinc finger protein 33B-like
Exons: 3
Coding region: 23-2131 (702 amino acids)
Biological process (GO): regulation of transcription by RNA polymerase II
Cellular component (GO): nucleus
Molecular function (GO): RNA polymerase II transcription regulatory region sequence-specific DNA binding; DNA-binding transcription factor activity, RNA polymerase II-specific
Source: RefSeq, a predicted model, not a curated record
GGUGUGCCGCGUGUGUACAACGAUGAUCAGCACAUCCAGUGCGGAGUCCUUAUUCUCCACGAUUAAUACGAAAAAUGGAGAUGGUUUGAUCAGAACCAUUGUUGAUGCAAUACGAGAGUUUGCGAAUGUUGCGGUGUCCAUCAACGAUGAACGAUCCAAACAUAUUUGCUUAGUUUGUCUGGAUGCAUUGGAAAAUGGAAUCCAAUUGCAACAUCAGAUCCGCGAAAACGAGCUAGCUUCUUCAUCUAUCUUGGAUACCCUCAAUAUUCCGAAAAACGAGGAACUUGAUGCGGAAGUGUACGACCUUGAGUAUCUGGACGAAUUUAAAGAUGAUAUCACAUGUAUGCCUGACCUUACGAUAAAUUCCUCAAAACUGGAAAUACUCGGUAAUCCACUAUCGGAUGCGUUGUGCGGUCAAGAGGACAAUGACCUACCAGACAAUCAGCUGGCCGUCCAGCUUUCGGAAGACGAAUUGGAGUGCCUUACGAACGAAUUGCUUGAACAAGGAAAGUUUGCAUUUGAAAUGCCUCCUGCCGAGCUGGUAGCACAACAACUUUCUUUUGACCGAUUUCAGUACCUCGAAAUUUGUGGUGAACGGUGUUGUGGCUGCGCACACAUUGCUCCAUCGCGGGACGCACUGAUGGAACACGCAAAAGAAGUGCAUUCACAAAACUAUUACGCCGAUAGCAGCUACACUUGCCCCACGUGCUAUGGCAAGUUUACGACCGAAGAAAGCCUCGCGGCUCACACACAGUACUAUUCAUACAGCGAUGUUUUCGUAUGCACCGAAUGCCAGGAAGCAUUUAAUUUCCAGGGACAACUGAUGCUGCAUCUAAAGCAACAACACGACUACCAAGAAGAAGCGGACGGAGAAGAAGCAGAUCAAACGAAUGAUGGUCAAUCGUUGAAAAAGAAAUAUAUCCGCAAGACUAACGGGCAGCAAAAGCUCGCCAUUCCGGACGAAAAGCUCAUCAAGGAAACAAAAGAAUUCCCUCAGUAUCGAGAAUUUUUACUCGAUGGAGAACAUUGCUGUGCUUGUGGGUUUUGCCAGGAAUCCAUUGAAUCGCAUGUAGCCGAGGAACAUCCCCACAAGGAUUCAGGGAGCGCUCUGCAAUGUUCCAUUUGUCGCCAAAAAUUCGCCUCCAACCGGCACCUGAUGCUUCAUGAGGAAGAUCGCAAAAAGAUGAGUUAUCUUUACGAAUGUCGGCUUUGUGGCAAGCUCUUUUUAAAAAAAUUCCUACUCUUGAAACACAUACAAAACGAGGUCCACCCUCCAAACGAAAAGCAUGAUGAUACAGUCGCAAUCACAGAUGCGGACGAAAACGCUGUCAGCCAGCAAAAAGCAUCGGCAAGCUCAAGUACAAUAAGCGUAAAAUGCUUCUGCUGUUGCUUUAGACGCUGCAAAGAAGAGUUUGCCACCGAGGCGGACCUACUCAAGCACGCCUAUGAAACACACACUGGCCGCCGGAAAGAAAACGAAAACAAACUAUCUAAAACAUUGGAAGUGGUUACCGAAGAACGGGUGUGUCCAAUUUGCAUGCUACUAUUCGAGUCGGCGGAGAAGCUGAAGCAGCAUCGGUCCUACAAAAUGCACGCAGAAAAGCAAAGCUGCCAUAUUUGCGGACGAACUUUUAUGAGAAAGUCAGGUCUGAGGGAGCAUCUGGAGCGUGAGCAUCUCGAUCUUCCUCCGCGGUACGCUUGCGAGAUUUGUGGUAAAAAUUUCAUCACCCGUUCUACGCUCAACCAUCAUCAGAAGGUGCAUGGGCCUUUCGAGAGCUGCCCAUGUGAUGCCGAGGACUGCGAUUUAGUGUUUCGCGAUGAGCAUCUAAUGCGUCGACACUAUCGAAAUGUGCACGCCGAGAACCGGCCAUAUGUUUGUCGUUUUUGUACAAAAACUUUCCGCACCAAAGAAUCUAUCGACAUCCACGAACGAAUGCAUACAGGCGAAAAACCUUUUGCUUGUCGUCACGAGGGAUGUUUAAAACGGUUUGCGCACGGAACGGAUCGGGCACGCCAUGAGCGAUCGGUGCAUACGGGCGAAAGACCGCACAAAUGCUCGAUGUGUACUUUGAGCUUCUUGCGUAAAAGAGAAUUGAGGAAACAUACCGAAAGGGUACACAAGGAAGUUUGAGGUAACCCGUUUGACCUCCUCUAAAUGCGUACUCUAUGUAAGAUAAUAAUUUGAAUACUGACGAUCCCGACGAUCCGUUAAACUAAGUAUAAGAGAAUAGAAUAAACA